CUUCGUUUGCUAAUGCAUAACUUGGUCAUUGGGACUAGUCUGUCGCUGUCUGCGUGAAGACUAGCUUUCGCAGGUCUCGUGCCCUCGUGCCGACCUCCGCUCUGCCCUCGUCGAGUUUCUUGCUACGUUUAUCCCUCUUUAUCUCCCUCUUUCCCUUUCGGCUCCUUGCCGCUCGCCUAUGAGGUCGUUGCCGAACGUUGACCCGAGUCUACGCGCCUAGUCGCCGCGACAUUAGGUCGAGAUCUCUCCUCUGGUGCUGACACUCUGAACAAGAGUGUCCCCGCCGCCGCUACAUUGCCUCCCCCACCCUGGACUGCACCGGCAGACUUCACGCGUGGGACACCGAAGACCAAGACUACUGUCACCGACGGAAGGACCUAGACGACGGACUCUGGUACUGGGUACCGUGCGAGCAAAACCCCUGCCCGAACCGUCAUCACCGCCCUGCUCGGAUCAACUAGAACGCCUUUUCGGACGAGUUCAUCCCAGUUCCUGACUCCCCCGUUGCUGAGUUGCCCACGACUCGAUCCCCCAUCCCCGGUACUCCAACUGACGAGCUUGAAGUAGCGCUACUCAUCGCGCUUCCCCCAUCCCCUAUCACCCCCCCAACCCGUCCACCAUCCGCUCCACCCAUCAUGGGACAACAAGGCGGACAACCGCAGACGACAGGCCCCGCCAACAACCCCCAGCAGGCCCAACUGGGCACCCAGACGGCAACACAACCCCCGGACCCCAUGACGGUACUACUCCAAUUGAUGACCCUCCUUACUCAGUCCAUGGCACAGCUCGCCAACUCGACCACCGGGGCCAACAGCCUGAAGGCGGUUCAGAAGCCCUCUCCCUUCAAAGGCGAACAGGGGGGCGAAGCACGACGCUUCCUGGCCGCGUUCACUCUCUGGGCCACGUCCCAAGGAUCAACGCUCAACCACGUGGACGCCACGGGCAACGCGAUCAGCACGCGCGACGACCAGUGGAUUCGGGCAGUCCUCUCCUUCAUGCAGGACAGUGCGGCUCUCUGGGCCACUCCAGUGAUGGAGGAGAUCACGCAGGGCACCACCCCAUUCAAAGGCUUGUGGAUGGAGUUCCGCACCCAGUUCAAGGCCCAAUUCGAGACGGUCGACGAGGCGGUUGAUGCGAAGGAACGCCUCCGUACGUUGUGGCAAGGCUCCAUGACUGUUCCAGAGUACGCCGCCCGGUUCAACGAGCUCUCCACCCGCACGGAGCACCUUGCGGACUCCAUCAAGGACGAGUUGGUACACACGGCAAGGCCCAUCGCUUCUCUGGAGGACCUCAUCACCGUCUCCUCCGACAUCGACGUCCGUGUCCGCCAACACCGCGCCGAACGGGAUUACCCGAACGCAAUGGACAUCGAUGCGACCCGUACGCGCGAAGAGUUCAACCGCCUCAUGCGCGGCAAGUGCUACGGUUGCGGGUCUACAGCACACGUCAAGAAGGACGGUGGCCACGACAGGGACAUCUGCAACUACUGCCGCCGCGUAGGGCACCGCGAGACAGUGUGCAUGGACAAGUUCCUGAAGAAGCCCCGCUCGCAGAAGCUCGCCGCCACGGAAGAGGGACCUGAGGAGCCCCAAGUUGCAGCGUCGACGUCGACGUCUGCAGAUGCUGGAGCAACCAACGCCCUCAUCGCGCAGCUCAUGGAACAGCAGAAGGCCCUCGCCGACCAGCUUGCCUCCCUGCAGAAGUCUUUUUAGAGCGGGCGCGUGUGAAAGCUGCCGCAGCGGCGCCCUCCAGUACGACUACGGACUCUUCGCCUCCCCAGAUCCCUGACCCCUGCCUGUACGAUAGUAUUAGUUCGUGUAUCAUUCCCGAAUUAAACCCAUCUAGCUCGCAUUUCCGCGUCAGUGUGCUACUUAAGGGCAGAAACCGUAGUGUACGUUCCGCAGCUAUGAUAGACAGUGGGGCAACGGCCCUUUUCAUCAGCCACCGUUUCGUAAAGAAGAACAACGUCUACUUACAUAGGUUAGCUAGAGACAUCCCCCUCUAUAACAUC
This is a messenger RNA of Dichomitus squalens LYAD-421 SS1, 2011 nucleotides long. RefSeq lists its product as uncharacterized. The coding region runs from base 636 to 1712 and encodes 358 amino acids. The transcript has 3 exons. The record is from RefSeq and is a predicted model, not a curated record. NCBI's taxonomy places the organism in Eukaryota, Fungi, Basidiomycota, Agaricomycetes, Polyporales, Polyporaceae.